This is a messenger RNA of Gossypium raimondii (Peruvian cotton), 1374 nucleotides long. RefSeq names its product COP9 signalosome complex subunit 3. NCBI's taxonomy places the organism in Eukaryota, Viridiplantae, Streptophyta, Magnoliopsida, Malvales, Malvaceae. Gene Ontology annotation, cellular component: COP9 signalosome. The record is from RefSeq and is a predicted model, not a curated record. Gene Ontology annotation, biological process: ubiquitin-dependent protein catabolic process.
GAGGAGGUAUGAACUCAGUGGAAGGUUUAGUGACUCAAAUCCAGGGGCUAUCAAGCACUGCCUCUGAUGUUUUAAUGCUGCAAAAUUUGCUUAAACAAGCUAAUGAUUCCCUCCAUGCCGAGUCGACUCGGUUGUUGCCUUUUCUCGACCAACUGGACCCUUCCAAGCACUCUCUCGGUUACCUCUAUUUCCUUGAGGCAUGUACUGCUGGUCCAAUUACAAAAGAGCAAGCUAGUUCAUAUGUGCUAAUCAUUGCUAGGUUUCUCAGUUCAUGUGUUUCCGAGCAAAUUCGGUUGGCUUCUCAUAAGUUUAUAUCUGUUUGUAAGAGGUUCAAGGACCAACUUGUGUUACUCGGAGAGCCCUUGCGUGGGGUUGCUCUGAUGCUGACGGCUAUUCGGAAGUUUCAGUCAUUGACCGAACAUUUGACUGCUUUACACCCGGAGUUUCUUUUGCUUUGUUUGCUUGCAAAGUCCUAUAAGACCGGUCAUUCCGUUCUGGAAGAAGAUAUCUUCGAGGUUGAUCAGCCAAAGGACCUUUUCCUCUAUUGCUAUUAUGGAGGCAUGAUAUGCAUUGGACAAAAGCAUUUUCAGAAAGCAUUGGAGCUUUUACACAAUGUUGUGACCGCUCCUAUGUUUGCCGUCAAUGCUAUAGCCGUUGAAGCUUACAAAAAGUACAUAUUGGUCUCUCUUAUUCUCCAUGGACAGUUUUCUACCAGCCUCCCCAAGUAUUCUUCUUCGGCUGCUCAGAGAAAUUUGAGGAGCUUAUGUCAGCUAUAUUUUGAUAUGGAAAAUAGUUAUAGCAAUGGAAAAAUUGGGGACUUAGAGACAUAUGUACAGUCAAACAAGGAGAGAUUUGAACAUGACAACAAUCUAGGGUUGGUGAAGCAGGUGGUAUCAUCGUUGUAUAAGCAAAAUAUCCAGAGAUUGACCCAGACAUACUUAACUCUCUCCCUUCAGGACAUUGCCAGCACGGUGCAACUGAGUAGCGUUCGAGAGGCGGAAAUGCAUGUUCUUCAAAUGAUUCAAGAUGUUGAGAUAUAUGCAACCAUCAACCAGAAGGAUGGGAUGGUCAGAUUCCUAGAGGAUCCUGAACAAUAUAAGACCAUUGAAAUGAUCGAGCGAAUUGACUCAUCGAUCCAAAGGUUGAUGAUCCUGUCGAAGAAGAUAACACUUACGGAUCCAUCGUAUCUAUCUAAGGGUUGCCGAGAGCGACAGAAGUUCGAUUUUGAUGACUAUGACAGUGUUCCUCAAAGGUUUAACGUAUGAGUGCUGAUUCAUUUGCUGGAAAUUGUUAAAAGAGGUGACGAAUUUUUUUUGUUAAUUAUGUUUCAACUGUACUCUGGAUUUUGGUCUUAUAAUAAGUGAGAUUUUUGAA